Messenger RNA from Rhodofomes roseus, 675 nucleotides. Its product is annotated as ras-domain-containing protein. The coding region runs from base 1 to 675 and encodes 224 amino acids. The transcript has 6 exons. Gene Ontology annotation, biological process: regulation of endocytosis. Gene Ontology annotation, molecular function: GTP binding; GTPase activity. NCBI's taxonomy places the organism in Eukaryota, Fungi, Basidiomycota, Agaricomycetes, Polyporales, Fomitopsidaceae. The record is from RefSeq and is a predicted model, not a curated record. Gene Ontology annotation, cellular component: endosome.
AUGGCUGGAGUAGCAUGGCACUACGUACUGAAGUUCAUCAUCACGGGUGACUCUGCUGUCGGUAAAUCGUCCCUGCUCGUGCGCCUCACCGACCAGCGCUUUCUCGCAAACCCGGACCCGACACUAGGCGUCGAAUUCGGUUCGAAAUUGAUUACUAUCCCUGAGGAAAACAAGGUUGUGAAAUUACAAUGCUGGGACACCGCAGGCACGGAAUCCUUCCGGUCUAUCACGCGGUCAUAUUACCGCGGUGCGGCAGGCUGCCUGCUCGUGUACGACGUGACGCAACGACAAACAUUCGUAAACGCGCGCUCCUGGCUGGCAGAUGUCCGAGAACACGCCGACCCACACCUCACCUGCAUCCUCGUAGGGAACAAGAUCGACCUGUGCUCCGAGGCCGCGCACGGCACGGGGCAGGGCAGGCGCGCGCGCGAGGUGAGCACGGAGGAGGCGGAGCUCUGGGCGAAGGAGGAGGACCUGCUGUUCGUGGAGGCGAGUGCGAGGAGCGGGGAGAACGUGGACGCCGCGUUUGAGCAGGCCACGAGAGAUAUCUUGGACAAGAUCCGCAGAGGUGUAUUUGAUGAUGACAGGAGUCCGGGUGUCAAGCUGUCCAAGCCCUCGACCUCGAAUGUUGCCUUGGACGACAGUCGGGGCAGUGCAAGCCGUUGCUGCACGUAG